CUUCAACUCAUCUCCCUCUCGAUCUAAGUCGGUUUCUAUCGAUCUCGAACAGUUUCAGAAAAUGGCAAAGACAAGAGGAGGAGGUCAAGUUUGUGCUCGUCGUAGUAGGCGUAAUCAAGGCUUGGAGGUAGAAGAUGUUGCUCCUGCAACAACACUAAAGGUUAAUAAGAAGGUGAAUAAGAAGAAAACAACAAAUAAAGUGGCUCGGAGAAGAAGUAGUACUAGAGCCAAGAAAGUGGCUGCUGUAGAUGAUGAGGUAGAAGAUGUUACACCGAAAGUGGCUGCUGUAGAUGAUGAGGUAGAAGAUGUAACACCAGAAGCUGUGGAAGAAGAAAAGGGUAAUGACAAAGAUAUAACACCGGAGGCUGAUCAGACUGAGAAAGCAAUGUGUGAAGAUGAGAAUGAAGGAGAAGGAUGUUUGACUGGACAAGGCCAGGAGGAGGAUGAAGAAGAAGUUGCCAAUAUAGAAGAAGAAGCUUGUUUGACUGGACAGGACCAGCAGGAGUAUCAUCAAGAAGAAGCUGCCACUAUGGAAGUAGCUGCGAAUAAUGAAGAAGUUGCCAAUAUGGAAGAAGAUGGUGUUGGCAAUGGUCAAGAUAAAGCGAUUCCUACCAACACUGAUGAAGGAAGUCAGGUACCAGAAGAAAGAGUGAAAGUAAGAAGAAAAAGAGGACCAACAAAGAUGCGUAAAGUGGCUGAAAAUCCUAAUGAAAGGGUUUCAGUUUCUUUCACUGACUUUGGUGAUCAUGUUGGAACUGGUUCA
Arabidopsis lyrata subsp. lyrata is the source of this 763-nucleotide messenger RNA. RefSeq names its product spore wall protein 2-like. Lineage: Eukaryota; Viridiplantae; Streptophyta; Magnoliopsida; Brassicales; Brassicaceae. The annotation marks the transcript as partial. The transcript has 2 exons. The record is from RefSeq and is a predicted model, not a curated record.